Onychostoma macrolepis is the source of this 4445-nucleotide messenger RNA. RefSeq names its product Usher syndrome 1Gb (autosomal recessive) (gene ush1gb). The coding region runs from base 194 to 1696 and encodes 500 amino acids. The record is from RefSeq and is a predicted model, not a curated record. The transcript is spliced from 4 exons. Lineage: Eukaryota; Metazoa; Chordata; Actinopteri; Cypriniformes; Cyprinidae. Gene Ontology annotation, molecular function: protein binding.
GAGUUCUCAUCUGUCAGGUGUGCGCUGACCGAAAGUGGGCGUGACCAUUCAGGACUCCUCCCAUAGCAACCGCGUGAGCGUGCCUGCAGUCCCUAGAGUGGAGACGCCAGAAGCUCACGUGAAAUCUCGCUGACACAACACGCCAAAUGAGCGUCCGUGAGCCGGGAUAGAGGGGUCAGUCGCCGCCGCCGCCAUGGAGAUAUAUCCAUCUAUUGAUGUCGCCAUGAACGACAAAUACCACCGGGCGGCUCGAGACGGUCACCUGCACCUGCUGAAAGACGCGACGCGCAAAGAUCUGAACGCGCCGGAUGAGGAUGGAAUGACGCCGACGCUCUGGGCCGCGCACCACGGCAACCUGGAUGCGCUCAGACUGCUGGUGGCACGAGGAGGAGAUCCAGAUAAAUGUGAUAUUUGGGGAAACACACCUCUUCACCUGGCAGCAGCUAAUGGCCAUCUCAACUGUCUGUCCUUUCUGGUGUCAUUUGGCGCCAAUGUGUGGUGCUUGGACAAUGACUACCACACGCCACUGGAUAUGGCAGCCUCUAGGAGCCACAUGGACUGUGUGCGAUAUCUGGACUCUAUCGCCGCCAAGCAGAUCACCAUCAACCCCAAACUGGUGAGCAAACUGAAGGACCGUGCAUUCCGUAACGCAGAGAAACGCAUUAAGAACUGUGAAAAGCUUCAGCGCAAGCAUCACGAACGCAUGGAGAAGCAUUUCUUGAGAGAGAGUGCUGCAAUGGACACGUCGGAUACGAUGAGUUACAGCAGUUUCAGCAGCACCCUGAGUCGAAGGAUCCCCCAGUUCAACACCCUCGACUCCAACAUGACAUACUCGCAGGCAACGCUUCAGUCCACAACAAGAGGCCGGACCAAGAUUCAGCGGCGUCUUGAGAAGAAAAAGCAAGGGGACGGAACAUUCAAGAUUUCCGAAGACGGGCGAAGGAGCGUUCGCUCGCUCUCUGGUCUUCAGCUGGGCAAUGACGUCAUGUUCUUGAAGCAGGGAACGUACAUCGACCGACGUCAGCAGUCCAGCCCUCGCCUCAACAUCCGCAACAUGUUUUCUGGUAAACAGGACAUCAGGCAAGACGAUGAUGAUGAUGAUGAGGUAGACACUGUUUCACGGGCACUCAGUGAUCCGGGUCUGUAUGACGCUGCAUACUCAGAAAUAAGUACAGACUCGGGUAGAGACUCUUUGUUCAACCGCCCAGGACUCGGUACUAUGGUAUUCCGUCGGAAUUAUGUGACUGAUGGGCUGCUCCGAAUGGGACGGAAUGACGGGAGUGUGGCUGGGAGUGAACCAGUGGGACAGGUCCCAAAUGUCCGCUUACGGGGGAGAUUGCCACUCCGAUCACCUAGUCUUGAUGAAGUCAGCAUUGGCAGUUCAUUGAGUCUCCAAGAGAAGAACUUGCAGGAUUUGCCAUGGGAGGAAGGAGACCUGGGUUUGGAGGAGGAGGAUGACGAGAUUCAGCCAUCUUCGGCUCCUUUAGAAGUGUUCCUGGCAUCUCAGGGUCUGAGUGACUUCCUCUCCAUCUUCCAUCGAGAGCAGAUGGACCUGGAUGCAUUGCUGUUGUGCUCUGAGCAGGACCUCAUUAGCAUCCACAUUCCACUCGGACCUCGAAAAAAACUACUUGAAGCAUGCAGCAGACGCAACAAUGUUCUGGAGGAAGCUGAUGGCAUGCAGGACACUAUGCUGUAGAGUGUGUAUGUCUGUCCAAAAUCUAGUGUACAUUCUUGUUGCCUACAUAAGCAGUUGUUUUAAAUUAGCAUCCUAGUUGAACUGUAUCUUCUUAAGUGUCUACAUAGGCAGCAACUCAACACGCCACAAAAAUAGCGCUUCUCAUGCAAAGUGCAUGGGAGAUUUGACAUGGACAAGUCUCCCAUGCAUUUAUCUAUAUUAGACGAGACUUCCAGUAUUUCUCUCACCUUGACUACCGUCUUGGAUGUGUUUGUUUACUUUGAGCUUGUUGCAUUCUAAGAUUGCUUUCUCUGUAAAGAUUUAGCCAAAACAAUGUAUUUGCUACAAGACAAUUAUGCUGCCUACUGUUUAAAGCCACAUAGCCACAUCUACAAAGCUUCAAUUGACCUGGUUUACUAAAUGUUCAUCCCCAGUCUUAAGGUACGUUCACAUUAUCCAAAUUUCAGCUACAUUUUAUAGGCAAGUUAUGUUUUUGUUAUUCCUAAGAGAAAAAGUUGGAACACUAUUCACUAGUUUUUACACUAUUCACAAAUAACUAGUUGCUUAUUAGCAUGCAUAUUCUUAGUGUAUUGGCUGUUUAUUAGUACUUAUAUAGCACAUACUAAUGCAUGAAUAUAUUCUAAAUCCCUUAACCCUACCCAAUACCUAAGCAUAACUACCUUACUACCAACAAUUAACAGCAAAUUAGGAAUUUAUUGAGGGAAAACACUUAGUUAAUAGUGAAUAUGUGUUCCCUAAUCUACCAUACAGUAACUUGCUUUUCCUGUGGAAUGACUUUGCUUUUCUGUUGCCGGUCGAUUGAAUAAUGUUAAUCAUAGCCAAAUAGCUUAAUUAAACACUCAUUAAUUUUGACUCCACUCUGGAAUGCAACACUCAACACUCUUUUAACCCUGUCUGAUCAAUACCAGAUUGACAAAAUCAAGUCCCACCCUACUUGUUUUCCUAAUUAAGUAUCCUGUUUCACUUUGAAAUGCAUGGCACUGUGGAAGAACGGGAUUCACAGACAGUGCAAUUCACAUUUUUUAAAUGCUUCCUAUACCUGCAUCUGGAGCAGAGCCAUUGUGUGUGUCUGUGCAUGAGUGAGUGAUAUGCCUGCCUCCUUGUGGCUUGGAGGAAAACUACAGCUCUUCUAUGGCACAUCUCACUUGCUAGCCAGCAAAACUGCUCACAAAUAAGUUCUACUUGGAAAAUGACGUCUAUGCUGAUGGUUGCUGUUUUGAAUGCACGUGCAGUUUAAAAUUCACACAAACCUUUAAUCUGACCUGCUAUUUACCAUCAUGAGGUUCAUCAAAGAUAUUGUGGUUCCUGAUACACUCUGUGAAUUAUUGCCUUGCAUACUGAUGCAGUAUUUUAGGGCUAAAAUAGAGUAAUUUGCAGUAAUAUUUAGCAUUUUCAACUUUAACAAUUCAGAACAAGAAACAAAGCCUUUGUUGUUACAUGAUAUUACAUGAUGCAUCUUGAUUUUGACCUAUAUUUGCUAGUGGAGCAAAAACCUAUAUAUCAGCGCUUUAGUGUCCCAGAUUGCUCUAAUUCACUUUCUUUCUUUUUUUUUGUACCAUGGUGGAGAAAUAACAUGGUAAAUAAAUCCACAAUUUCUAUGACUGUAAUUUCAUGCAUUUAAAUAGAAUAAUUUAGAUCAAAAAGUCUGUAAGAUCAUACAUUGAGGUCAGAUGUGUCCAAAAUUGGCUCAUCGCUUACUGCAUGUGCAAGCAUUGUAUAUUUUUUUGUGUUUAGUUGUACAUAUGAAGCUUUGGACAGCAUCAAUGUCCAGCCAAAAGACUUUUCAGUUAUAUAAAAAGUUAUGUAGGUGAUUUAGAGUUUUCAUCUUCUGAAUUCUGAUGGUUAUAAUGAUUGUAUGCCCUACUAACUGACUCCAGCUAAGAGGUGGCUUGAGUUUGGGUGUGUGAAAUAACUUCAGUUUUAUUGAUGUAUGUUAUUGAUCAACCGCAGUCAAAGCUUCUCGCUCGGUGGGUGAGGUGUUUGUUCUGGAACCGUGUUCCUCUGCUAUCUGCUCAUUUAUGGGUGUGUGCGGCAGGUUUUAGAGACUGACAUGCUGAAAGCUGAUAUAACUCUUGUUACUUUAUCUGUCUAUCCAUCACACUCCAUCUCCACACAAUUCAGCUACACACGGCUAGCCCUUCCUACAUGUACGGUAUACAUGACAGUAUGUGUGUUCAGUACCUGUCUGGAUACAAGUUUAUUUGCUUCUGUGUCUUUCACUGGCUCUUAGCUCAGAUUGGUCCUCAUUCCUUCUCAAAUUUCUGUGUAAAUGUUUUGUAAAACCAUUCUUGCGUAAGUCAUUGUCAUGUAUGACAUUUUAGAAACUAAAACUUUUCUUAUGCAAGUUGUAGGAAAAUAUUUUAAAUACAAACAUUUCUGUGUAAAUCAUUCAUAAAUCCACUGCUAAUUAUUCAUAAGAAAUUUGUUCUGCUUAUGUUACUUUUGUUUUGUAUUAUGUUUCAUGAAGCACAGGGUUUUUGUGCUCCAUUCUGUGCUCUUUCCUCUCCUCUUUUGUAGUCUUGCAUGAAACUCUAAAUAUUGUCUUUAUAUUUUACGAAUGUCCCUGAUUAUGUCAGGUCAUAUUUUCAUACCCUAAAGAAAACUAUUAGAUUUUUAAAAAUGUAUGUUUACUUUUGAUUUUAGGGUAAAAUAUGACCCAAGACUCAUUUUCAGUGUAGCCAAAUGCCAAUGUUUUCAGUGACAAAUUGUGAAUAGUUGUUUUAAAAUGUUGAUUUAAUAAACUAGUCAU